CCGUGUGCCAAUGGCUUGGGAAUCUUAAAUAUCAAGAAUCAUGUUGCUGGUUGCGGCAUGAUCGCCAUUCGGAUGUCUUGGAGCAAAACGUUAACCAAUAACCAUGCUAUGCGCAAGUCCUUCUCUAUCAGCACCUUCGGGCUCGCCGAACACGGUCCUCGGAUAUGUUGCCAGAGAGCGGGCGGGAAGAACCGCUUGAACGAUGUGCCAUGGCAGCGGAGAACGGUCUCGCAGGGUUUUAACCCGUCUUCGUUUCCAACUCUCCAAGCCAUGGCCACAAUACCUCUAACAACUUAGAGUCUGGUUGAG
Molecule: messenger RNA, 309 nt
Organism: Neurospora tetrasperma FGSC 2508
Lineage: Eukaryota; Fungi; Ascomycota; Sordariomycetes; Sordariales; Sordariaceae
Exons: 1
Coding region: 58-297 (79 amino acids)
Source: RefSeq, a predicted model, not a curated record